AUGAGAAGUCCUGUCCAGUCAACUGCAGCUAACAAUAUUCUUAAGAAAGCUUCCCAACUCCUCAUCCAAGAAAGAAUCCGUCACCAUCGUAAGACCAAAGCCAUCGCCCUCAACACCAUAGCUAACCAACAAGAACAACUCCAGACCAUCCUGAGCCCCGACAACUACAACACCCUUAGACAGCUACAGAACCAAUCCAACCACAACCUUGAUGAUGCCACUAAGAAGACCCACAUAACGAAACUGAACAGCCUCGUGCCCAACGGACCUAUCACCAAACGCCAACCACGUGAUGAUUACCUCAAUAAAAUCAAUCUCAGCAGCAGGACCCUCAGCGAUGAGGACAGAGCUGUACUUUCAAAAGGCUUGAAUUUUGCACCUUCGCCUCGCCAGCACAACGACACGUUCAUCGCCAAUAUUGAGAAAGGUUUACAGCAGUUUGCCCCUGGAGGUAAGGUAGACUAUCUGAGACACCAGAUAGCCAACAUUCUGGUAAAGAAAAACAAUACAAAUGCCAAAAUAAAAGAUAACUUGUCCAAAGCUAACAAGGCAGCCCUUAAACAAUUGCAGUCUGACCCAGCUAUCACCAUCGCACCAGCAGACAAAGGAAGAGCCACUGUCAUCAUGGACACCACAGCCUUCACCACCCUAACCAACAACAUCCUGAACGACCCCGCCACCUACAAGCAGCUGAAGAAAGACCCAACCAACAGCCUCCAACGUGACCACAAAGCCCACCUCAAGGAACUCCGUGACAACAACGAGAUAGGCCCCACUCUUCAUAAGCAGCUCACAGUCCCUCAUCCACGACCACCCUAUGCCCGCGCUACCAUUAAAAUACACAAAGACCCCAUCAAGGCCCGCCUACUAGUCUGCUCCAGAAACACCGUCAACUACAACACCGCCCAACACAUUGCCCGUCUCUUCGCCCCCCUUGGUAAAUCAGCCAAAUCCUUUGUCUCCGACUCCGCCGAAUUCUGCACCAAGAUCAGUGCAAUCACCCAGCCCGGCAAACUAAUUAGCUAUGACGUCGUAGACCUUUUUACCAAUGUACCCAGAGAGGAAGCCCUUACCAUCAUUCGGAAAAGACUCCAAGACCUCCACCCUGACCUAGACACCCACCUCAGCAUUGACAGUAUAAUCCGCCUCAUCAACUCCUGCAUCAGCUCAACCUACUUUACCUGGUCAGAUAAGAUUUACCAGCAAACCAAUGGGCUACCUAUGGAUUCUCCUCUCUCCCCUAUCAUCACUGAGAUAUACAUGACAGAACUAGAAGACAAGGCCCUGCUGACAUCAAUCAUUGCACCAAUUUGCUGGUAUAGAAAAGUAGAUGACACCUUCGUAGUUCUCAACCCCAACGACAACCCAGAACACCUCCUCAACCACAUGAAUUCCCAACAUCCCCGUAUGCGGUUCACAAAGGAAGAAGAAUCUGACAACAAGCUCCCUUUCCUCGACGUCCUAGUAAAGAAAGAAGACAACAAGCUCUCCACUACUGUGUACAGGAAACCCACCAAUACCUUCACUUUAUCUCCAACCACCCGCUACAGGUUAAGAAACGCAUCAUAUCCACUCUCACCCGGAGAGCUAAGAACAUCUGCUCUAGAAUCCGAACUUAACCACAUCCGCCAUGUCUUCGUCCAUUAUAACCAGUACCCCCAGAAGCUAGUCAACAAUAUCAUCACAACCACCCUCAACCCAAGAGAUAAACCACCCCGCCGGCAAUCAGCACCCUUUGUAAUAAGUAUCCCGUAUGUCCCAGCAGUCAGCCACCAGAUAAGACGACUCCUUCAGCAGCAACCAAGCAUAGACGUCCUGUUCCAAAAAGGCAAAUCCAUCCAGAACCUCCUCCAAGCCACAGGAUGCGAUGCAUCUCAAGGCAUCCAAGCCGAGACAACAGUAUUUACUUACUUCCUGCUCUGUUACAACGUCACAGAAUAA
Molecule: messenger RNA, 1941 nt
Organism: Haliotis rubra (blacklip abalone)
Lineage: Eukaryota; Metazoa; Mollusca; Gastropoda; Lepetellida; Haliotidae
Exons: 2
Coding region: 1-1941 (646 amino acids)
Source: RefSeq, a predicted model, not a curated record